Messenger RNA from Aspergillus steynii IBT 23096, 1137 nucleotides. Its product is annotated as putative short-chain dehydrogenase. The transcript has a single exon. Bases 210 to 1073 code for a protein of 287 amino acids. The record is from RefSeq and is a predicted model, not a curated record. NCBI's taxonomy places the organism in Eukaryota, Fungi, Ascomycota, Eurotiomycetes, Eurotiales, Aspergillaceae.
UUUCCCCUUUAUUUAGCUGCAGAUUCGAAUUACAAAGAUCUACUUAAGAUAAGCGCCCCUGCAUGUAAGAGUACCCAAGAACGUUUCAUGUUUUAUGGACAUCCGGGCCCAACUUCUUACCUUCUGGUUCCAGUCGAAAUCUGGGAAAGGUGAUCCUCAUAAGAACCAAGAUCGUCGCGUAUCAUAAGGUUCAUUUCUCUCGAAAGAAGAUGACUUCAGCCUCAAGUUUGUUCCCAGCUCCGCCAGCCGGUGGCCCCGUGGUCGUCGUUAUCGGGUCUGGCGACAUUGGCGUUGCCAUUGCGCGUCGCAUCGGAGGAAGCAGACAAUUGCUUCUGGCGGACGCCUCGAAGACCCGGUUAGAUUCGGCCUUGGAAGGCCUUCGAAAAGAUGGCUUUUGGCCAGAAGGACAUAUUCUAGAUGUCAGCGAUGGCAACGCCGUCCAUGAAUUUGCGCAACACGCCUCGAGACGCGGAAGAAUUGAGGUCAUCGUCCACACAGCUGGAGUGUCUCCGAUGACAAAUACCAGUUGUCCCCAGAUAUACAAAGUCAACCUGGUCGGGACUGCCUAUGUGAUCGAUUCUUUCUACGCGGUGGCUUCUCCGGGAACAAGUAUGAUCUGCAUCGCCAGCACUGCAGCCCAAUUUGUCACUCUGUCUACCUCGCUGGAGCAGCAUCUUGCCAAAGCACCCACAAACCAGCUUCUUCAGCAUGCAGAGCUCGAUCUGAACUCGAACGAUACGAUGCGUGCGUAUGGGACAUCGAAGCGGGGCAAUGUCCUCCGCGUACAGGCCGCGUGCUACCAAUGGGGCCAGAAGGGCGCCCGGAUCAUUUCGGUCAGCCCGGGCGGUAUCUCGACCGCGAUGUUGGAGAAAGAAAUGCAGGGUGACCUGCGAGACCACAUCUUAGCGCACGUCGAGAGAUCGGGAUCUCGUCGCAUUGGCACUGUGCAUGAUGUUGCCGGGGUUGUGGGGUUUUUGACGAGCCAGGAGGCUUCGUUCAUUACGGGGACGGAUAUAUCGGUGGAUGGGGGGCAGGUGUCUGGACAGCGGUGGCACGCAGCAGGACCUUCUUGAUAUCUUGAUAGAACUGCACUCCGUAAGAUGGAGGAAUUGAUUCAUUAUUAUUGAAAGAUCUCGG